AUGGAGUGGAGCUCCCAGCAGGUUCUAGCAGGUCCCUGCGGGCCCCAGUGGGUGCAGAAGAUCCCAGCAGGUCCCAGUGGCUCCCAGCAGGUCCCAGUGGCUCCCAGCAGGUCCCAGUGGUUCCCAGCUGGUCCCAGUGGCUCCCAGCAGGUCCCAGUUGGUUCCCAGCAGGUCCCAGUGGCUCCCAGCAGGUUCCAGUGGCUCCCAGCAGGUCCCAAGCCCUUCCCGGUGCGGCUGGCAGGGGGCCCCGGGCCCUGCGCGGGGCGCGUGGAGCUGCGGCGCGCGGGGCGCUGGGGCACCGUCUGCGACGACGACUGGGGGCUGCCCGACGCGGGGGUGGUCUGCAGGCAGCUGGGUUGUGGGCGCCCCCUGGCGGCGCCCGCCGGGGCCUGGUUCGGGGAGGGCUCGGGGCCCAUCUGGCUGAACGGAGUGCGGUGCCGCGGGCGGGAGCGUCGCCUGGCACAGUGCCCGCACCGCGGCUGGCGCCCGCACGUCUGUGCCCACGAGGAGGACGCCAGCGCCGUCUGCUCAGGGCACCGCUUCCAGCCCUUUGGCACCACUGAGCCGCCCUGGGCCACCACUACACCACCCACGGGCACCGUGCCGCAGGGUACCGCCUGCACCGGCAGCACCUGCACAGCCUCUCCCCCAGGUGAUGUCCUCCUGCGGCUGGUGGGAGGCACCGGCCGCUGUGCCGGGCGCCUGGAGGUCUUCCACGAGGGGCAUUGGGGCACUGUCUGCGACGACCUCUGGGGGCUGCCGGACGCGGGGGUGGUCUGCAGGCAGCUAGGCUGCGGCGCUGCCCUGGACGCCCCCCGGGCAGCUUUCUUCGGCGAGGGCAGUGGCCGCAUCUGGCUGGAUGAUGUCCGGUGCCAGGGCAACGAAUCCUCCCUGCUGCAGUGCUCGGCGGCCCCCUGGGGGGUCACCAACUGCCAGCACCGGGAGGACGCCGCCGUCGUCUGCGCAGGACACAGGGUCCUGGUGUCACCGACAGGGACUUCACCCAUGGCCAGCAGCCCCCAGGGCCCUGCUGGGCAGAGUCGAGUCGAUGCCAGCCAGGCCAGCACUGGGCGAGCUCCCCUCCGGGUGCUGAGGAUCAGUCGGCUGAAAGCAGAGCAGGACCCAGCUGGCAGCAUCCAGAGCACCAAGCCCAAGGCAGGGAAGGAUCCAGCUGGUGCCUCUGGGCCCAAGGCUGGAUGGGAUCCAGUGGGAGCUAACAGGUCCAAGGCAAGAUGGCAU
Messenger RNA from Dryobates pubescens (Downy woodpecker), 1239 nucleotides. Its product is annotated as scavenger receptor cysteine-rich domain-containing group B protein-like. Gene Ontology annotation, cellular component: membrane. The record is from RefSeq and is a predicted model, not a curated record. The annotation marks the transcript as partial. The transcript is spliced from 6 exons. NCBI's taxonomy places the organism in Eukaryota, Metazoa, Chordata, Aves, Piciformes, Picidae.